Molecule: messenger RNA, 1062 nt
Organism: Rhea pennata
Lineage: Eukaryota; Metazoa; Chordata; Aves; Rheiformes; Rheidae
Gene: MTNR1A
Product: melatonin receptor 1A
Exons: 2
Coding region: 1-1062 (353 amino acids)
Biological process (GO): G protein-coupled receptor signaling pathway
Cellular component (GO): plasma membrane
Molecular function (GO): melatonin receptor activity
Source: RefSeq, a predicted model, not a curated record
AUGAGAGUGAACGGCAGUGAGCUGAACGGCUCCGACCUCCCGCGGGACCCGCCGGGCGAGGGCGCGCCGCGGCGCCCUCCCUGGGUCACCUCCACCCUGGCCGCUAUCCUCAUCUUCACCAUCGUGGUGGACCUGCUGGGCAACCUCCUGGUGAUCCUCUCCGUGUACCGGAACAAGAAGCUGCGGAACGCGGGAAAUGUAUUUGUUGUAAGCCUGGCCAUUGCAGACUUGGUCGUAGCAAUCUACCCAUAUCCACUGGUCCUUACAUCUGUAUUUCACAACGGAUGGAGUCUGGGCUACCUUCACUGCCAGAUUAGUGGCUUCCUGAUGGGCCUAAGUGUCAUUGGAUCAAUCUUCAAUAUUACCGGCAUCGCUAUCAAUCGAUACUGCUAUAUCUGCCACAGUCUCAAAUAUGACAAGCUGUACAGUGACAAGAAUUCGUUGUGUUACGUUGUUCUUAUCUGGUUCCUCACCUUUGCUGCUAUCGUGCCCAAUCUGUUUGUGGGAUCUCUACAGUACGACCCUCGGAUUUACUCGUGUACCUUUGCACAAUCUGUGAGCUCAGCAUAUACAAUAGCAGUGGUGUUCUUUCAUUUCAUGCUUCCCAUAGCCAUAGUGACUUUCUGCUACUUGAGAAUAUGGAUCCUUGUUAUUCAGGUAAGGCGAAGGGUGAAACCAGACAACAACCCCAAACUGAAACCACAUGACUUCAGAAACUUUGUGACCAUGUUUGUGGUAUUUGUACUAUUUGCAGUCUGCUGGGCUCCUUUGAACGUUAUAGGCCUUGCUGUGGCUGUCAACCCAGAAACUAUAAUCCCUAGAAUUCCAGAGUGGUUGUUUGUAUCUAGUUAUUACAUGGCGUAUUUCAACAGCUGCCUUAAUGCUAUCAUAUAUGGACUCCUGAACCAGAAUUUCAGAAGAGAAUACAAGAGAAUUGUUGUCACUUUUUGUACAGCAAAAGUUUUCUUCCAGGAUAGUUCUAAUGAUGCAGCAGACAGGAUGAAAAGUAAACCUUCUCCAUUGAUUACAAACAACAACCAAGUGAAGGUGGACUCUGUGUGA